UCUUCUGAUAAAUGCUUCCAACUAAUUGGUUAUCCUAGUAAUUGGAAAGGGCCAAAAGGACAUAGAACUGCUCCUGGUUUUAAACCUAAUCCUAAUCUUAAUAAAACUCAUCAUGCUCAUAUGGCCACUAAUUCCAAUGAACCUGCUCUAACUCCUACCAAUUCAAACAACAACCAACAUGCUCCUUUGGUUACAAAUUACACUGAAUCUGCUCCUAUUUCUGCUACAACUGAUUUCUGUGAUCCCAAUCUGUAUGAGAAAUUUCUGCAAUUUGUUCAAGCUCAACAAUCUAAAACUGCUUCAGCUAAUGUUGUCACCAUUGCUCCUGAUGAUGAUCAAACUGCCUCUUACUGUGACACAAAGUUUUUAGGACCACCUUACCAGCAGCUCAUAGAGUUCUUAGAUAUCUUAAAAGCUCUCCAGAUAUCUACACAAAACCACUUGGAAAUCCACUCUUCAAGCAGUUUGCAGACAAGAUGAACAUGCUGGAUAUUCAUGCUCAUCUUGAGGGGGCGUCUCAAGAAUAAUUAUUUGGGCCUAUUCUUAUUGGGCUACUAAACUGUAAUGGACUGUAUAUAUUUUAGCCUGUUAGAGUCUUUUAGCCCUUUAGUAUAAAUAGGCUUCUUUAAC
Molecule: messenger RNA, 630 nt
Organism: Cuscuta europaea
Lineage: Eukaryota; Viridiplantae; Streptophyta; Magnoliopsida; Solanales; Convolvulaceae
Source: the annotation of a GenBank genome assembly